GCUUUGUUUUCGUCUUUCUCUUCUUGGCUUGGCCAAGGUGGGACAGCGGAACAAUGCACUAAACACUUUUUCUACCUACUUUUUCGCCCCUUUUGCUGCUCUGUGCUUAUUUGCUUCAUUGCAUGCUGCAGGACGGGCCGCUGCCAAUAUGCUCUGCAGCUUGCGGUGAUGUUGUUGGAUUCAGAGCAAGCCACCCUAGAACUUGGACAAACCCUAGCUAUUAUCUAUUCCAGCACCUUCAUCCCAUGUUUGUGCCGGCCAUCAAGCCUUGCACACUCUGGCGGCUGUUCUGACUGGCCCCUUAUGGCCAGGGCGGAGGAUGCCGGGAGGCGUUUGUUGUGUACCAUCAGUUAUGUAAUACCUACUGCUUCCCGCUGGGUGUCCUGGAGGCGAACAUUUUCUCCCGCCUGGCUCUGGCCAAUGUAUGUUCCAGCCCAGCAAUACCAUACACAGCUUGAUCCUCAGGUGGUGUCCAGAGCUGACUCAGUCCCAGGGAGGGCUCAUGUAUGCAUAGCGAACAGCGCCUGGCUGGGUUGGAGCUUCACGCAACCUGCCUAUUUCUCAUGCGCAAAAAGAGACUCUCGUUUUAAUAUGACCAUAUACGGUGAAAGCCAUCUGGCUUGCAGCAGAGAGGACAACUUGUGUGGACGUGUGUUGUUGCUCAGCGAAUGGCCACCAGAGAAAAGCCUGUAAUUUAACUGCAGCCUGCAAUUGCAACUGCCGAGACCCAGCGGGGCGCUUCGGCUUUAGACCAAGCCGCUUGGUUGGCGUUUUAUUUUUGCCCCCC
This is a messenger RNA of Linderina pennispora, 787 nucleotides long. RefSeq lists its product as uncharacterized. The coding region runs from base 169 to 693 and encodes 174 amino acids. The transcript has a single exon. The record is from RefSeq and is a predicted model, not a curated record. NCBI's taxonomy places the organism in Eukaryota, Fungi, Kickxellomycota, Kickxellomycetes, Kickxellales, Kickxellaceae.